Molecule: messenger RNA, 2579 nt
Organism: Impatiens glandulifera
Lineage: Eukaryota; Viridiplantae; Streptophyta; Magnoliopsida; Ericales; Balsaminaceae
Product: cyclin-dependent kinase F-4-like
Exons: 19
Coding region: 974-2383 (469 amino acids)
Biological process (GO): protein phosphorylation; intracellular signal transduction
Cellular component (GO): cytoplasm; nucleus
Molecular function (GO): protein serine/threonine kinase activity; ATP binding
Source: RefSeq, a predicted model, not a curated record
GGUUUCUUCUUCGUGGACGAGGGCAGAAACAUAUAUAUAUAUAUAUAUAGAGAGAGAGAGAGAGAUAGGGCUGAACUUGAAGAAGGAGAAGAUCUGGAGCCGAUCGUUCUGCGUCCGUGGCGACUUAGGUUAUGCAGUUAUUACCUCAGGUUGCCUUGGACACUGAUUUUGAAGGAUUUCUUUCCUUUGAUAACUCAUGGAUAAAGUAUGCCUUAAGCCAGAUUUCAUUCAGAGCCUGGUCUUUUCAUUCCAGGAAUUUGUUGAGUGGCGUUCUUGCAGUCUUGGAGAUUAUAUGUUUGUUUCCUUCAUUAACUUCACUUAAAUACAUCUGAUGAUCCUUUAUGCUGAAAAAGGUCUUGACACUUCAAGCACAUUGAGGAUGCAUUUUUUGUAUGGCAUUCAUCCUUUCAUCCUUGGGAUCCAUCAUCUUGGUUAAAUCUUGGGAGUAAAAAGACUGAGUUCGUUUCAUAUUUCAAAACACAUCUUGAAGUUUUAUGAAGAGUUUGGGCUUGUCAAUAUCUUCCGUCACCUCAGAUUGUUUAGUCAGACUUAAUUAGACGUUACUAGCUGAAGAGUUCUCAAGAGAUUCUGUGUAACAUAUUUGAGGUAGCUACAAUCAAUUUGUGGUGUUAUUCUGGUUUUUUCUGUUUCGGAUAGAGUUGUGAGUCUAGCCUGGCAACCAAUCUUUGGCUUGUGUCAAGAUGUCAUGUGGCUUUGGACCAUUUGCUCUAGAUAUUUUAUUUUGCAAGCGAGGCUUUCAACCUGACUAUUUAACUCAAUCUGUUAAGCCCUGCCAUCACAAAUCCAAUUAUCAUAUGUGCCUGUCUAUGGUGGCUGCAAAUUAACAGACUGGAUUCAGCCAGGAAGUAAUACGCCUUAUUGAAGUUUUGGUUUUGCCUAUCAAAAAUUUCAAGUGAAGGCCAUAUUUUUUUUUCAAUAAAUAAGGCAUUGAGGAUUGUUGAGUAGCUGAAUAAUGGAGAGGUACAAUUUAGUAAAAGAAAUUGGUGAUGGAACAUUUGGCAAUGUCUGGCGAGCUAUCAAUAAAAGUUCAUGUGAAAUUGUUGCUAUCAAGAAAAUGAAGAGAAAAUAUUACUCCUGGGAAGAAUGUCUGAAUUUGAGGGAAGUUAAGUCACUGCAAAAGAUGAACCAUCCGAAUAUCGUAAAACUGAAGGAAGUCAUUAGAGAGAACGACAUAUUAUAUUUUGUCUUUGAAUACAUGGAGUGCAAUCUUUAUCAACUUAUGAAGGACAGAGUGAAACCUUUCUCAGAAGCAGAAGUUAAAACUUGGUGCUUUCAAGUGUUUCAAGGUCUUGCUUAUAUGCAUCAUCGGGGAUAUUUCCAUCGUGACCUUAAGCCAGAGAAUUUGUUGGUCUCCAAAGAUACAUUAAAAAUUGCCGACUUUGGUCUUGCUCGUGAGAUAAAUUCUCUACCACCAUACACUGAAUAUGUUUCAACACGAUGGUAUCGCGCUCCUGAAAUUCUGCUCCAGUCUUCUUUCUACGAUUCUUCAGUUGAUAUGUGGGCUAUGGGUGCAAUCAUGGCUGAACUGUUUACACUCACUCCACUUUUCCCAGGGUCAAGUGAAAUUGACGAACUUCACAAAAUAUGCAAUGUUUUAGGAACCCCUACUAGAAGUGAAUGGUCUGAGGGGCUUAAACUUGCAGAGGCUAUGAACUUUCAAUUCCCACAGCUUGUUGGGGCCAACCUUUCCGAGCUUAUACCAUCAGCAAGUGAAGAAGCUAUUGAUCUGAUUUCAUGGCUUUGCUCUUGGGAUCCACAUAAGAGGCCUACUGUUUCGGAUGUCCUCCAGCAUAACUUCUUUCAGAGUUGCUUUUAUGUUCCACCAUCUCUUCGCUCCAAAACUGCUAUUGCAAAGAUACACCCAUACCCAUCUGCUGAAAUGAAUGCGGCGGCUGAACAAAAAUCAGCUGGAAGAUAUCCUGUUACCGUGGCUAAUUCGAAAGUGCCAAAUAACCUUUCUUCUGCAAGUAUGAACUUCUCUCCAUAUUCAGGAUUGAAGAGUAAGAUGGAAAUGGAUAAUAUGAAUGCUAUAAAGAAUGAUAAAUCAUCAAAUCAAGCUGCUGUUACUGCUGCUGCCAAAUUACAACCGCGAUAUCGACCUCCUCCGAUUACCCAAAACUAUAAUAAUAAUAAUAAUUAUUAUUAUAAUACGACGAAGACUGUUAAUCCUUUGGAGAUGACUCAGAAGUUUGCAAACAUGACAGUUAAUCCCGGUAGAUCUCCUAUAAGAGCUGGGGGCUGGCAUAAUAAUAAUAAUAAUAUCCGAGGAGGUGGAGGCGAUACAUAUGCGGGGAGGUCUUAUCAACAACAUCAGUUUCAAGGUGGAAGAACCACUUAUUAUUCGAGAAAAGUUGAAGGAUGAAAGCCGAUGGAUGAUGUUUGUUUCGAUGAUGAUAAAAGUUGUUUUUGGUUUGCUACAAAAAAAGAGUGUCUUUCAUAUUCUACUUGUUUUUCAGAACAUAUAAUUUUGUUUGGGUUGCUUUUCAUGUUACAACAGUUAUAUGCUACUCUACAACUUUUGUCUGAAUAAAGAUGGAAUCUCUUGUUUUUUCUUCUUU